Messenger RNA from Pseudozyma flocculosa PF-1, 1767 nucleotides. RefSeq lists its product as uncharacterized. The record is from RefSeq and is a predicted model, not a curated record. The transcript has 3 exons. NCBI's taxonomy places the organism in Eukaryota, Fungi, Basidiomycota, Ustilaginomycetes, Ustilaginales, Ustilaginaceae. Gene Ontology annotation, molecular function: snoRNA binding. Gene Ontology annotation, cellular component: small-subunit processome; box C/D methylation guide snoRNP complex. Bases 1 to 1767 code for a protein of 588 amino acids.
AUGGUCAAGGUUCUCUUCGAGACAGCCGUCGGCUUCUGCCUGUUCAACCUGUCGGACAGCGCCAAGCUGCAGUCGCCCGACCUGCACAAGAGCUUCUCGACGCCCGAGGCGGCCAACAACCUGCUCAAGCUCUCGGCCAUCCACCGCUUCACCAGCACCGCCGAGGCGGUCGAGGACGUGUCGGCGCUCAACGAGGGCAAGAUGAGCAAGAGCCUCAAAAAGUUCCUCACCGAGGAGAUUGUCGACGCCGCCGACGGCAAGGGCAAGUCCAAGGAGAACCUCAUUGUCGCCGAAUCCAAGCUGGCCUCGACGAUUGCCAAGAAGCUGGGCAUCCAGGUCACGUACGACUCGGAGCUCCUCGACCUCUACCGCGGCAUCCGCGAGAACCUCGCUUCGCUCCUCUCGUCGUCGUCGAGCAGCGACGGCUCCCUCGACCCGCGCGACCUUAACACCAUGAGCCUCGGCCUGUCGCACAGCCUCAGCCGCUACAAGCUCAAGUUCAGCCCGGACAAGGUCGACACCAUGGUCGUCCAGGCCAUCGGCCUGCUCGACGACCUCGACAAGGAGAUCAACAUCUACGCCAUGCGCGUCAAGGAGUGGUACGGCUGGCACUUCCCCGAGAUGGGCAAGAUCAUCACCGACAACCUCGCCUAUGCCAAGGUCAUCCGCGCCAUGGGCUUCCGCACCAACGCGUCGGCCACCGACUUUAGCGAGGUGCUGCCCGAGGAGAUUGAGGAGACGCUCAAGGCCGCCGCCGAGAUCUCGAUGGGCACUGAGAUCUCCGAGACCGACCUCGAGCACAUCUGGAGCCUGUGCGACCAGGUCAUCUCCAUCUCCCAGUACCGCGCCCAGCUGUUCCAGUACCUCCAGAACCGCAUGGCCGCCAUCGCGCCCAACCUGACGGCGCUCGUCGGCGACCUGGUCGGCGCCCGCCUCAUCAGCCACGCCGGCAGCCUCAUGAACCUCGCCAAGCACCCGGCCUCGACCGUCCAGAUCCUCGGCGCCGAAAAGGCCCUCUUCCGCGCGCUCAAGACCAAGCACGACACGCCCAAGUACGGCCUCAUCUACCACGCCAGCCUGGUCGGACAGGCGUCGCAGAAGCUCAAGGGAAAGAUGGCGCGCAUGGUCGCGACCAAGGCGGCGCUCUCGAUCCGCCUCGAUGCGCUCGCAGAUGCCGACACCAAGUCCGAGGAGGGAGCGCCGAGCAUCGGCCUCGAGGCGCGGGCCAAGCUCGAGUCGCGGCUGCGCGCGCUCGAGAUGCAGGGCGGCGUCAGCGGGAUGCGCGGGGCGAGGCACGCCGCGGGCGACAGCGGCUACAAGCAGAAGGCCUUCAAGAUGGACGACGCGGGGCGCAGCUACAACGCCUCGGCCGACGCGCCCGUCGCCGUCAGCACGAGCAACGGCGUCAAGGACAUGGCCAGCGCCGCCGCGCUCGCGCCGCCCGCCACGCCGGCAUCGGACGACAAGAAGGAAAUGACAAAGGAGGAAAAGAAGGCGGCCAAGAAGGCGAGAAAGUCGCUCGCCGCCGGGUCGGAGCCGGCCACGCCCGCCGCCGACGGCGACGCCGAGCUCACCAAGGAGGAGCGCAAGGCGCUCAAGAAGCAGAGGAAGGAGGCCGAGGCAGCCGCCGCCGCCGCCGCCGAGGGCCUGCCAGAGACGCCGAGCAAGAAGAGCAAGAAGGACAAGAAGCGGAGCGCCGACGACGUCGACGGCACGCCAGCGACCGACAAGAAGAAGAGCAAGAAGAGCAAGAAGAGCGACGAGUGA